AUGCCUCCACAAAAAGAAAACCAUAGAACAUUGAACAAAAUGAAGACUAAUCUUUUUCUCUUUCUCAUCUUUUCACUUCUCCUAUCAUUAUCCUCGGCCGAGCAAUGUGGUCGCCAAGCUGGAGGAGCACUCUGCCCCAACGGUCUAUGCUGCAGCGAGUUCGGCUGGUGCGGUAACACCGAACCAUACUGUAAGCAGCCUGGCUGCCAAAGCCAGUGCACUCCCGGUGGUACUCCUCCUGGACCCACCGGCGAUCUUUCGGGCAUCAUUUCAAGUUCUCAGUUCGAUGAUAUGCUUAAGCAUAGGAAUGAUGCCGCUUGUCCUGCUAGAGGUUUCUACACUUACAACGCCUUUAUCACCGCUGCAAAGUCCUUCCCCGGUUUUGGCACCACCGGAGACACCGCCACGAGGAAGAAGGAGGUCGCCGCCUUCUUCGGCCAGACUUCCCAUGAAACUACAGGUGGAUGGGCUACAGCACCAGACGGACCAUAUUCAUGGGGCUACUGUUUCAAGCAAGAACAGAAUCCUGCUUCAGACUACUGUGAACCGAGCGCCACGUGGCCAUGCGCAUCUGGCAAACGCUACUACGGAAGAGGACCAAUGCAACUGUCGUGGAACUACAAUUACGGUCUAUGCGGUAGAGCAAUAGGAGUUGACUUACUCAACAACCCUGACCUUGUUGCCAACGACGCAGUGAUCGCUUUCAAAGCCGCGAUUUGGUUCUGGAUGACUGCUCAGCCUCCCAAACCGUCUUGCCAUGCCGUGAUAGCCGGCCAGUGGCAGCCUUCAGACGCCGACCGUGCCGCCGGGAGAUUACCGGGUUAUGGAGUGAUUACGAACAUCAUUAACGGUGGAUUGGAGUGUGGACGUGGCCAAGACGGGAGAGUCGCCGAUCGUAUAGGGUUUUAUCAGAGGUAUUGUAACAUAUUUGGUGUUAAUCCUGGUGGUAAUCUUGAUUGUUACAACCAAAGAUCCUUCGUUAACGGCCUCCUCGAAGCUGCUAUUUAGUAACGAGAGUAUUAUUAUUAUAAUAUAAUACGCAGCUUUGUAUUAUCAAAACAAUAAUAUCAGACUAAUAAAACUCUUUCCAAUGAUGUUUCACUGUUUAUGUUGCGAUUUUAUUUCCCAUGGGCCUUUUUUAAUUGGGCUCUCUAGCAGAUGAGAGAAAGACGAAGAAAGGUGCAUAGAUGUUUUAAACUUCGAUUACAAGUAAAGGUGUUUGACAAUUUCUGUGUGACUCUGCCGACACGUUUCGUAUAACGUGCCGCUAUCCUCAGCAACGUUUUCAUGUGUAAUCCAGAUUGGUAUGAAUUUCUAUUUAAAAUGUUGGUAGCUUAACCGAUUGAGGCCAAAUCAAACCAAUCUAUAACUCG
This is a messenger RNA of Arabidopsis thaliana (thale cress), 1373 nucleotides long. RefSeq names its product basic chitinase (gene HCHIB). The coding region runs from base 1 to 1008 and encodes 335 amino acids. Gene Ontology annotation, cellular component: vacuole. Gene Ontology annotation, molecular function: chitin binding; endochitinase activity; chitinase activity. The transcript has 2 exons. The record is from RefSeq and is marked reviewed. Gene Ontology annotation, biological process: defense response to fungus; carbohydrate metabolic process; chitin catabolic process. Lineage: Eukaryota; Viridiplantae; Streptophyta; Magnoliopsida; Brassicales; Brassicaceae.